Purpureocillium takamizusanense is the source of this 3840-nucleotide messenger RNA. Its product is annotated as NRPS. Gene Ontology annotation, cellular component: cytoplasm. The transcript has a single exon. The coding region runs from base 1 to 3840 and encodes 1279 amino acids. The record is from RefSeq and is a predicted model, not a curated record. Lineage: Eukaryota; Fungi; Ascomycota; Sordariomycetes; Hypocreales; Ophiocordycipitaceae. Gene Ontology annotation, molecular function: catalytic activity; phosphopantetheine binding. Gene Ontology annotation, biological process: secondary metabolite biosynthetic process; amino acid activation for nonribosomal peptide biosynthetic process.
AUGGAAGACCUGUUCUUACCCCUGACGAACAAGGUGGGAAGACGGCAAGUGCAGGACCUGACGAACGAGCUACGGACGAGGCUGCCCAGCUACAUGAUACCGACGAUGUUUGUGCCGUGUCGGUACAUGCCGUAUUCGACGAAGCUGGACAGGAAAAUACUGCGGCAAAAAACGGCGGCGCUAAGCAGAGAUGGCGUAGCCAUGUAUUCACUUGCGAACUCUGAGAAGAAAGCCCCUGAAACGGCUUUAGAAACCCAGAUGCAACGGCUAUGGGCUUCAGUCCUCAAGGUGCCUGCGGAAUCGAUAGGGCGGGAUGACAAUUUCCUACAGAUCGGCGGUAACUCGAUUAGCGCGAUCCGCCUGGUAUCGCAGGCACGCGAUAACGGCAUCGCCUUGACGAUAACGUCCAUCUUUGAAGAUGCCCGGCUGUGGCGCCUGGCCACCACGGCUGGCUCGCCUGCUGCCAGCGCUUCGCCGCCGCCGCCGCCGUUGUUCAGCCUGCUGCUAGAUGGCCGCGCCGACGAGGUCGUGGAUCAGGCGCGAAGGCAGUGUAACCUGUCCGAGGACCAAGCCAUCGAGGACGCCUACCCAUGCACGCCGCUCCAGGAAGGCCUCAUGGCGCUCGCCUUCACGCAGCCGGGCUCGUACAUGACCACGUGGGUGUACAAAUUAGCCCCGCAUGUGGACAUUAUGCGAUUUAAACAUGCCUGGGAGGGGACCGUAGCUCUCUGCGUGAGCCUCCGGACACGCAUCAUCCUGGCGGACGGCGGCUCCCUCCAGAUCGUCCUCAGGGACGACGUGUCGUGGGAGGCGUGGGCGUCGCAGGGAGCCGGCGGAAUCGACUCAGCCAUAGAAUUCGCCGUCCAGCAGACCCACAAGACGAAGAUUCGAACAGGGUCGCGGCUUUGGCGGUACGCGCUGACGGAGGGAGCGGAUGGGCAGAGGUACUUCAGCUUGAUCGGACACCAUGCCGUGUUUGACGGCUGGAGUAUCGGCCUUACCAUGCAAAGUUUGCAGUGCUUGUAUGAAAACGCCACGGCCCCUGCACUGGAGCCGUACUCGCGCUUUAUCCAAUAUAUCGGAGGCCUUGAUUGCGAGGCGAGCGAGAGGUUCUGGGCGGAGCAGCUCCAGGGGGCCGGGCAGGCGGCCUUCCCGUCUCGCAAGGCCGGCGUGGCCAACACCACUGCAGGCUCUGUACUCCGAACGGUGACGAGAUCCAUCGUCUUCCCCCAGUCAGCCUCAUCGUCUUCUAUCACCAAGGCCACUGUCCUGCGGGCGGCAUGGGCGAUAGUACUUGCGCGAUAUUGUGACACGGACGAUAUAUGCUUCGGAGCCUCAAUCUCGGGCCGCAAUGCGCCGGUGCCGGGCCUGGAGAGCAUGUGCGGCCCGCUAGUGGCCACCAUUCCAGUUCGAUUGCGUCUCGACGCCAAGCAGACAGCGGCCGACUUCCUCCGUCACGUACAAGCGCACGCAUCCGGAAUGACUCCGCAUGAGCAGUUCGGGCUGCAGAAUAUUAUGAAGCUCGGUGAGGGCACACGAGAGGCCUGCGACUUCACCAGCGUGCUGGUAAUCCAGCCGGCUGAGAUUCUCGCUUGCGGUCACACGGUUGACUCCAUCAUGGUUCCUGCCGCGAGAUCUGGAGUGGCGUCUCUGUAUGAGUACUUUGGCUUCCCGCUGGUCCUGCAGGCGUACCUGUGUGACGAAGACGUAGAAUUCGCCGCCACGUACGACGCGGCGUGGAUGGUGGAGGCGCAGGUCACGGCCCUAUACCACCAUUUCGAUCGCGUCGUCCAGCAGCUGCUCGCGCCGGGCGAGACGCUGCUCGGCGACGUCUCCCUGACUGGCCCGUGGGACCUGCAGCAGGCCAUAGCCUGGAACCAGGAGUGCGCUGAGCCUAUCGACGAUUGCGUCCAUUAUAUCAUCGAGAGGCAGGCUCGAAAACGACCAGACGAGCCAGCUAUCUGCGCGUGGGACGGGGAGCUCACGUACAGCGAACUAGACGCUGCGGCCGAUGGCUUGGCGCGCUACCUUGCCAGGGAGCAUGGCGUGGUAGCGGGAGACUUCGUGCACGUCUGCUUUGAGAAGUCUGUCUGGUUCUACGUCUCGAUCCUGGCUAUCAAUAAAGCCGGUGGUGCCUGGGUUACCCUAGAUGCAGCACAUCCGACCAAACGGCAACAAGAGAUAGUGCAGCAAACCAAGGCCAAGCUUACCCUCACAUCGGCAGCCAAUGCUGAGAAGUGCAGAGGCCUAGGGAUAGCAUAUAUUGCAGUGACGACGGCCUUGAACGACGCCUUGGCUGCUGGAGGAGCGACAGCUGCAUCGCAGCUGCCGCAGGCGUGCAGGGCAACGUCCCAGCAUGCAGCGUACGUACUGUUCACGUCGGGCAGCACAGGCACGCCUAAAGGGCUGGUGAUGGAGCAUGGGUCGGUAUGCACGAGCAUGGCCGCCAUCAGGACGAGGAUCGGCCUGACAGCUGAGACACGCAUGCUACAGUUCGCUUCCUACUCCUUCGACGUAUGCGUGUACGAGUCGCUAUGUCCACUUAUGUAUGGAGGCUGCGUUUGUGUGCCUUCCGAGGCGGACCGUUUAACGGGUCUAGACGAGUUCAUGAAUGCUGCGGCAGUCACCUGGGCCAGCUCAACGCCCGCGUUUGCAAGAACGUUGGAUCCCGACAGAGUCCGGAGCUUGCAAGUUUUUGUGAUCGGAGGCGAAGCGGCUGGUCAGGAUCUUCUACGGAAUUGGGUUGGCAAAAUUCGGUUGAUCAAUGCUUUUGGCCCGGCCGAGACGUGUGUCAUCAGCGCGUUUCAUGAGUAUGAAUCCGUGCACGACUCACCGCAAACGAUCGGAAGGCCAUUGGGCGGGUGCUGCUGGAUUGUCGAGCCGGAAGAUCACGAGCACCUGGCGCCGAUAGGGUGUGUGGGGGAAAUUGUGGUCCAGGGCCCAACCGUCUUGCGUGAGUACUUGGCAGAUCGGAAGAAGACAGAGGCGGCCAUAAAGACCGCGCCGGCAUGGAUGCCACGCCGAACGGAGGCAAAGUAUGGCCGGAUCUACAAGACGGGAGACUUAGCCUUCUAUAACCCAGGUGGGACAAUAGAGUUCAUAGGGCGAAAGGACUUACAGGUGAAGAUUCGAGGUCAGCGGGUGGAAUUAGGAGAGGUGGAGUAUAGCAUCCAAACGGCGACGGUACAGGGGGUUGAACAGGUGGCUGUCGAUGUCUUACAGACGAAGGCUGGAGGAGUGAGUCUUGUUGCGUACCUCUGCUUCAACCGAGAGACCACUCUGGCGGGCAUAGAGAGCGGGGAGGUCGCGGUCAAUGGACACGCAAUCAACGGCAACCCGGUCGAUGGCAACGAAGUCAACGGCAAGGCAGUCGAUGACGUGGAUGACUUAUUCUUACCACUGACAGACCCGGUGGACAAGCUGCUGCGGAGCCUGGCCAGAGAGUUGGGGAGGAAGCUACCUGGCUAUAUGGUGCCGACGAUGUUCAUCCCGUGCCGGUAUAUGCCGUUCAUCUCCACAACGAAGCUAGACAGGAAAAGGCUGCGACAAGAGACGGCGGAACUGGAUAGAGAGAGCAUAGCAAGGUAUUCCCUGCCGGAAUCUGAGAAGAAGCAGCCGCCAAAGACAGCGAAAGAGGCCCGGAUGCAACGGCUGUGGGCGUCGGUCCUUAAGGUGCCAGCGGAGACGAUCGGGCGCGAUGAUAGCUUCCUACAGAUCGGAGGGGACUCGAUUACCGCGAUCCGUUUAGUGUUGCUAGCACGCAACGAGGGCAUCACCUUGACGGUGGGGACUAUCUUGAAGUACGCUCGGCUAUCCCGUUUAGCCGCAAUGGUAGAAUGA